GCUCCCUUACAUUUACAGACACAUUAAGAGAGAGAUCAUGGCUGGCUGGCCUUGUUUCCUUGUUAUUUUCUUGACUGUUCUUGUUUCAGCUCCUGCUUUUCCUUCCCAGAAUGUGAAGGGUCAUCAGCAAAUUGCUCAAAACAAGGAAGGCAGACCUUUGGAAAUGAAAGUUGAUACAAAUGAUGCAGAAUUCCAAGCCAUCGUAGCCCUCGCUAUACAGGAAUUUAGCAAGAAGUCUGCAUUCAUCUACGACAUUGUUCAGUAUCUGACUGUCGAUGUAAAGGUAUUUGAAGGAGUCCUAUACGUUUUUGAUAUUGUUUUGGGGAAAACUAAUUGUCCAGUUAUUAAUCGGGGGAAGCCAGAUGAAAACUGCCAAAUAAUUCGGGCUGAAGGACAGUCAGAGUUCUACCUGUGUCACUUCAUCGUUUGGAAAUGUCCUUAUUCUGAAAAGAAAAAGAUCUUACUCAGUAAUUGCAAGAUACUUGACCUGUAAUGCCUCUAGAUCAGAUUUCUACUGACCUCUAACGAUUUUCUGUGCCU
This is a messenger RNA of Hemiscyllium ocellatum (epaulette shark), 540 nucleotides long. RefSeq names its product cystatin-like. Bases 38 to 493 code for a protein of 151 amino acids. The record is from RefSeq and is a predicted model, not a curated record. Lineage: Eukaryota; Metazoa; Chordata; Chondrichthyes; Orectolobiformes; Hemiscylliidae. The transcript is spliced from 3 exons. Gene Ontology annotation, molecular function: cysteine-type endopeptidase inhibitor activity.